Exophiala bonariae is the source of this 1659-nucleotide messenger RNA. RefSeq lists its product as uncharacterized. Lineage: Eukaryota; Fungi; Ascomycota; Eurotiomycetes; Chaetothyriales; Herpotrichiellaceae. The transcript is spliced from 2 exons. Gene Ontology annotation, molecular function: monooxygenase activity; heme binding; oxidoreductase activity, acting on paired donors, with incorporation or reduction of molecular oxygen. The record is from RefSeq and is a predicted model, not a curated record. Bases 1 to 1659 code for a protein of 552 amino acids.
AUGAAGACUACCAUCAUAGUGUUGAUUGCUAUUGUUAUAGCCUUUGCCUACAAACUCGUACUCGCUAGAAAACUUCGACACCACAACGCUCGGGAGUCUAUGCUACGAGGAUGCCAGCGUCCACCAAGUGUACCCACUAUCGGAUUAUUUGGGACAGGGACGUUGAGACAAAGCAUCAAAGCGACGAAAGAGGAAUGGGGACCUAUCUGGAUGCACGAAACGUUAAACUCUAUGGGAAAACAUGUCCACACAGUCAAAGCGGGUAUAUUUGACUAUGAACUUCUUGUCACGCGGGAUGCAGAAAAUGCCAAAGCGAUGUUCGCUGCACAGUCGCAGGAUUUCGAUAUUGGGCCGCAUCGUGAGAAAUGUUUCAAAUCAUUGUUGGGGUCUGGUGUAAUGACCAACCGACAACAGAAAUGGAAGCAUUCGAGAGCGUUAAUCAGGCCUCAAUUUGCUCGACACAAUGUGGCGGAUAUUGGCCUCUUUGAGCGCCAUUUCCAGAUAUUGCUUGAGAAAAUCCGGGUGAGUGACGAGGAUGGCUGGACCAGUAAACUGGAUCUUGCCCCUUUGUUUUCCAACUUUACCCUCGAUAUUUCGACAGAAUUUCUCUUCGGCCAGUCGGUCUAUUCACAAAGUCCAGACCGACGGGCUUAUACAAAGCUAGAAUGGGACCCUCGUGGCCCUGAUAUAGCACAAUUUGGGUAUCAUCUUGAUGAAGCCAAGCGUAUCAUCGAUCGAAGGGGUGCGCUUGCCAAAUACGGAUGGCUGGUCUAUGAUAGGUCGUUUCCCAGUCACUGCAAAGCAGUUCAAGAUGUUGUGGACCAUUUUGUGGCGGAAAAGGUAAAGGAGACUAUUUCCGUAGGAGAGGAUGCGGGUGUGGGAUUCUCGGGUGACCAGAAGUUUGUCCUGUUGAACGAAUUGAUAAGGGAAACGAAGAAUCCACUGGAACUUAGAAGUGAACUACUGAAUGUUCUUCAUGCGUCCAGAGAUACAACGGCAUCACUUCUAGGAUGGAUAUUCUACUUCCUUUCCCGACAUCAAGCAAUCUUUGAAAAGACUCGGGCGGAGAUAUUGCACAACAUUUCUGAUGAUCCAAUGUCAGACGUUACUUUUGACAAGCUUUGGACUUGUCAAUACUUACAAGCUGUGAUUAAUGAGACUAUCAGAUUUGUUAGCAUCGUGCCUAUGAACGAGCGAGUGGCUAUCCGAGACACUACAUUGCCACGAGGGGGCGGUGCUGAUGGCAAAAGCCCGGUGUUCGUGCCCAAAGACACUCAGGUGUUGAUACCUACAUACUCUAUGCAACAUCGUGAGGAUAUAUGGGGUCCGGAUGUGGAUGAAUACAAACCUUCAAGAUGGCAGGGCCGCAAAUUUGGAUGGGAUUUCAUUCCAUUUGGUGGCGGCUCAAGACAAUGCAUCGGCCAGCAAUUCGCGCGCACCAAGGUUAUGUUUACAGUUACCCGCAUGCUGCAAAUUUUCGAUGUGAUUGAAAACAUGGAGGGUCCAGGACCCAUUAAAAUGCAUCAUACCAUUGAGAAUAAAAGUGGUACUGGUGUACAAGUUCGGCUCCGCCGAAGACUAUAUUCGAGCUCAAAUCAGGCGUCAGGUAUGUUUCAUGAUUAUGGGCUAGGUGUGGAGCGAAGUGAGGAGCUUUUAUAG